UGAACGCAUGAGAGUGUUCAACUCGCGCCAAUAGAAGGAACAUGGAAACUGGUGUCAGUGGUACUAUAUGCAAUAUCUACUCUGGCUUCAACGUUACCAUUGCGAAGAUUCUUACGACGAGUCCUCCUAAAGUAUCCUUUCAAUCAUCCGUACCAAAACAAUAAGUUUGCUACUUGUAGACCACUAUGGAAAAGCCCAUUCUUUCAGUUUCUCCAGAGAACCAGCACUUGAAAGACCGCUUCGAUGCCGAGCUCGGCGCUGCAGCGUUCGAUGAGUCUUGGGCUAGGCUACUCAAACACUCCCCAGAGAUGUUUGCUGCAUCGCUACGCCUGACAGCAGCACCAAGAAAGACAGGUCAUCUCUCCCCCAAGAUCCAGGCGCUGAUCUCUCUGGCUGUAAGCUCAGCAUCAACACACUUGCACGUUCCCAAUAUUCACCGAUAUACGAGCGCCGCCCUAGCAGCAGGCGCUUCGCGAGAGGAAAUCGUCGAAACGCUUUGUCUCACAUCCACACUUGGUAUUCACGCCUCCACAGUCGGCGUACCGAUCCUCUUUGAAGUACUUGAAGAGCGUGGCGAAGCCAUGCCAAAAGGCAUGUCAAAUAUGAGUCCCCAACAACUCGCCCUCAAGCAAGAUUUCGAGACAAAGCGCGGUUACUGGAAUGCGUUGUGGGAAGAAAUGCUGCUUCUCGCACCCGAAUUUUUCGAUGCAUAUACAGAGUUUAGUUCGGUUCCUUGGACAAACGAGGGUGGCAAAGGAGUACUCGAGCCCAAGGUCAAGGAGCUGAUAUAUUGUGCAUUCGAUACUGCAGCAACGCACAUGUACCAGCCGGGACUGAAGCUGCACAUGCGGAACGUGUUGAACUAUGGUGGGACGAAAGAAGAGAUUAUGGAGGUGUUGGAGCUGGCGACGCUUUUGAGUAUCAGUACACUGGAUGUGGGAUUGAAGGUGCUAGACCAUGAGAUGGGUACCCCCCGAGUCUGA
Alternaria alternata is the source of this 983-nucleotide messenger RNA. Its product is annotated as carboxymuconolactone decarboxylase. The record is from RefSeq and is a predicted model, not a curated record. Gene Ontology annotation, molecular function: peroxiredoxin activity. The transcript has a single exon. Lineage: Eukaryota; Fungi; Ascomycota; Dothideomycetes; Pleosporales; Pleosporaceae. Bases 186 to 983 code for a protein of 265 amino acids.